AUGGGCGCCAUCAACCUCGCAGAAUGGCAGAAGCUGCCCAUAAGCCUCUCCGAACUAUGCAUCAAUACCACACUCCGCUGCGGACAGUCCUUCAGAUGGCGCAAGAACGACGCCGGCGUCUGGUCUAUGGCCUUGCAUAACCGCAUCCUGUCACUCCACCAAGAUCCGGAAUAUCUGUACUACCGCUCAAUACCACCCUCGACACUCCAAACACCGCUCACACCCCCAGCGUCUCAUCCGCCUUCGGAGUCUGAGAAUACCGACGACGAGACACUCGAGCUGAUCAAGCACUACUUCAACCUCUCCCCAAACCUGUCUGAUCUCUACGCCCAGUGGUCCUCCGCGGACGCCAACUUCGCAAAGAAAGCACCCAAGUUCACGGGCAUACGCAUCCUCAAGCAAGACGCAUGGGAGGCGUUGGUCGGCUUCAUCUGCAGUAGCAACAACAACAUCAUACGGAUAUCGCAGAUGAUCCACAAGCUCUGCGUGAAUUACGGCCCUCUCCUCGGCCAUUUGGAUGGAGAAGCAUACCAUGACUUCCCGCCCCCGCAGGCGCUGGCUGGGAAGGAUGUGGAGUCGAAUCUGCGGUCCUUAGGAUUCGGCUACCGGGCGAAGUACCUACACCAGACUGCUCAGAUGGUCUCCUCGAAACCGGACGGCUGGCUCGACUCACUACGAAACCCUGAAUCACCCAUCCUAGGUGCCAAAACCGCUUCCGCUGGCGAAUGGUCUCCGUCUGGUCGUGAAGGCUAUCGGGCUGCUCACGCAGAGUUACUGGCGCUUCAAGGGGUGGGUCCCAAGGUCGCGGACUGCGUGGCCCUGAUGGGUCUGGGCUGGGGUGAGGCCGUGCCUGUUGAUACGCACGUAUGGCAAAUCGUACAGCGAGACUACAAGUUUGGCAAAGGCAGGCAUGCGAGUCUGACAAAGGACACGUACGACGCGAUUGGGAAUAAGUUCCGGGAUCUGUGGGGUCAGGAGGCAGGCUGGGCGCAGAGUGUGUUGUUCACGGCGAAUUUGAAAGCUUUCACGGAGAGACUGGUGGCGAAGAAGGAGGAGGUGGUCGAAGAUGUGGAGAUCAAGGUUGAGCAGGAUGGUGAAGAGGUAGUGCAGGAUGUCGUGAAGGAGGAGAAGAUGGUUGAGAAGGGCGUCAAGCGGCCGCUGGAAGAGGAUGACGAGAAGAAGGUCGUUGAGAUCUCCGAGAGGGUGAAGACGAGGAGGCGGAGGAAGGCUUCGUGA
Saxophila tyrrhenica is the source of this 1236-nucleotide messenger RNA. It is a transcript of the gene OGG1, whose product is annotated as 8-oxoguanine glycosylase ogg1. Bases 1 to 1236 code for a protein of 411 amino acids. Gene Ontology annotation, molecular function: 8-oxo-7,8-dihydroguanine DNA N-glycosylase activity; damaged DNA binding. Gene Ontology annotation, cellular component: nucleus. The transcript is spliced from 2 exons. Gene Ontology annotation, biological process: nucleotide-excision repair; base-excision repair, AP site formation; base-excision repair. The record is from RefSeq and is a predicted model, not a curated record. Lineage: Eukaryota; Fungi; Ascomycota; Dothideomycetes; Mycosphaerellales; Extremaceae.